CGAGACCGACCGCCUCCAGCAGUCGGAAACCGGGCAUGGACAGGCGAGUAUGACCUCCCGGCAGCUCGUCCUCGUUGCGCUUCUCCUAGCAGUCGCCGCCUCCCGGGGCCAAUGGCUCCGGGGAUCGGAGGUCUUCGUCAACCCCGGCCUCUCGGCGGUCGCCGGCAGGAGCCUCCUGGAGACGAAGACGCCCCCGGCCACCCUCCCGGAGCAGGACCCCACGCAUACGACCGCCCACAAGGAAAUCAAAAGAUACGACGUCAUGAAAGUCGAAUUUCAAAGAGUGGAAACGCCUUUUAUGAUCGGCCUCUGGAUUUUCUGUUCAUCCCUAGCCAAAAUCGGUUUCCAUAUGACGCCGAGGCUCCACCACAUAUUUCCGGAGUCCUGCCUCCUCAUCGUCGUCGGCGUCCUUAUCGGCUUUUUCCUCUUCUUCACAUCGUCCGUCCACGUCUCGCCCCUCACGCCGGACACGUUCUUCCUCUACAUGCUGCCUCCGAUCAUCCUUGACGCCGGCUAUUUCAUGCCCAACAGGCUUUUCUUCGACCAUCUAGGCACCAUACUCAUGUUCGCCGUCAUCGGCACCAUCUUCAACACACUGACCAUCGGUGUCUGCCUGUGGGGUGUUGGGCAAACGGGCCUGUUCGGCUUCGAGACUCCCCUGCUCGACAUGUUGCUAUUCUCCGCGCUCAUCUCUGCCGUCGACCCGGUCGCUGUGCUGGCUGUCUUCGAGGAGAUACACGUCAACGAGAUACUUUACAUCGUCGUCUUCGGUGAAUCACUGCUCAACGACGCCGUCACAGUGGUGCUGUAUCAUAUGUUUGAGGCGUAUUCGGAAAUGGGGCCUUCCAACAUCAUCUACUCCGACCUCCUCGCGGGUCUGAUGUCGUUCGUCGUCGUCGCUAUAGGCGGGACGUUGAUCGGCGUCAUCUGGGGGUUCCUGACCGGCAUGGUGACGAAAUACACCGACCAGGUCAGGGUCAUCGAGCCCAUUUUCAUCUUCAUAAUGGCCUAUCUAGCAUAUCUUAACGCUGAGAUCUUUCACAUGUCGGGGAUACUCGCGAUCACGUUUUGCGGGAUCACGAUGAAAAACUACGUGGAAGCCAACAUAUCGCACAAAUCGCAUACGACUGUCAAAUACGCGAUGAAAAUGCUUUCCAGCUCUUCGGAGACGAUCAUAUUCAUGUUCCUCGGCGUCGCUACUGUCAGUGACAGGCAUAUCUGGAACACCUGGUUCGUCCUCCUCACCAUUCUCUUCUGUUCCGUCUUCCGAGCAAUAGGUGUGAUCAUCCUGACGGCGGUAGUCAACAAAUUCAGGCUUUACAAGCUCAACAAAGUGGACAAGUUCGUCAUGUCGUACGGAGGCUUGCGGGGAGCUGUCGCAUUCGCUCUCGUCCUCCUCAUUGACCCGAAACACGUCAAGCUCCAGCCCAUGUUCGUUACAACGACAAUAGCUGUCAUUUAUUUUACAGUCUUUAUACAGGGAAUUACCAUAAAGCCUCUAGUCAAAAUCUUAAACGUAAAACGAGGAGAAAAGCGAAAACCUACAAUGAACGAACGCAUCCACGAGAAGAUAAUGGAUCAUACUAUGACUGGGAUCGAAGAUAUUCUCGGGCACCACGGCAACCACCAUCUACGAGACAAGUUCAAACGGUUCGACAACAAGUUCAUCAGGCCUCUGAUCGUCCGCAACCACCAAGGCGCAGAGCCGAAGAUACUCGAGACCUACUCAAAAUUGGCCAUGAGGGACGCGAUCGAUUACAUGAGGAGGAACGCGUCCACAAUUGGUAAUAUUUCCGGGACAGAGUCGAUGUCGGCCAUUUUCAGGAACUACACAGCCGGCAAUCUGAACGGAAGUUUUAAAGAGGACCCGAGAGAUGCACAGAGGAGUGCAAGUAUGAGUUAUUCCCACCUGGACUCCAGCACGUGGAACAUAGAUCUGCAAGAGCUUGAGUACAAUCCGUCAAAGAAGGACCUCACGGACGCUAAAAUCCACCAUUUGCUCGCCGAGGAGCUCGUGCAGCCGUACAGAAGGCAUCGGAGGCUGAGCUACUCGAGACAUGCGGUCGACGACCGUGAUCUGUCAACGCAAGUCAAUUACAGAAUGCAUAUGAAUAUACGCAGGCUCGUCGGUGAAAGAAGGCAUCACCAUAAAAGGAGUAAAAGGCUCAAGGACGGAAAAAAUCACGUCAGCUUUCCAGGCAUACAGAACGGGUCGGCGAAACAGUUCACUCACGAUUAUCUCGACGAGGUUCUCCAGGAAUCGGAAAACGAGCCCGGCGAGGGGAAACGGAACAAAGACGACUGGGAGAGCGGCAUCACGUUCACAGCCCAUCCUUCACAUGAAUAUGGACCCGGAAGUAGCCCCGUGAAGAAAAUGUCACGUGACUCGAACGCAAGCGACGAUACGAGAGUGACGACCCCGACUGCCCUGGAGACGAUGCUCCCGUGGAAACGCGAUGACGACGUCGAGACGAACGGAGGACCGUUGAAACAGAGCGAGUUUCCGGCGUGGUGUUCCAACAAAGAAUAUCUGGCCUACAACUCCCCAUCCGCUACGUUUUUAGGCGGGGUUGAGCCAUCAAGGCGGUCUGUGAUAGGUUUGUUCAGGCGAGAAAGCGAUGCGAUGCAGGCCGAAUCGCCUUCGCCGCAGGACGAAAGCACCUCAGUCCUUCUGGUCGAAGAAGGGACUUCGCUACUACACAGACACGACCCGAGAAGAGGCUCGGUCCCAACUCCAAGUCAUCACAAGGACGAAUACAUCGUCGUCGGAGCAUCAGGUUCGACCCCGUCGCUCGGUGAUAGAUGGUCGCCCCAUUGCCUGUCCGGAAGGAGGCAGAGUUCUCUUCCUGUCAACAGCUCGCAGGAAUCUUUCACAAGCUCAAUAUCAGAAGGAAGCCCAGCCCACAGGCCAUAGCAUAAAGAGCCUCGGUGCACAGUCACCAACCUUUAACAUUCCAUUAGAGCUGUUGGAAUCUUUUCGGGGGGUGGAAUGCAAGCUACUGUUUUCCCAGUUGAACACGGUGCUGUUUUGUAAAUUCUACGGUGGCGAAUGUGCAGGGUGCAAGGUUCAAUAAGAGUAUUUUUGUAAAAUUAUUCUGUAGUUCAGUUGAAACGCUUUGUUUCGACUUCCUUCAAAUUUGCCUAAAAAAAAUUGUUGUUGGUAAAUAAAUUAGAAUUCUAAAAAAUGUUUUAAAAAAAACCCAAAAAAAGUAAGGGAAAGGAGUAGUUAAUAAUAAAUGAAUGAAAAAUGUACAAAAAAGUUCAAUAAUCAGAUAUAUUUGCAAUGUUGAUUCAUAUUAUAAUGUUAUAAUAGGGAUUUUUUCUAUAAAUUGAUUUUUUUAAAUAAAUUAACUUAUUAUUGAGAAUAAUAUAAUUUUGAACCUUGUUGUGAUAGAUAAAUAUUUUUGUAUUAUGGUUCUGUACUUAACGAUGUAAAGUGAGAUGAUGUUUGUUAUAAGCCCAAUAAUUUUACUAGUGUAUGUAAAAAAAAAAUGCUAUAGGCAUUUAAUUGCCAAUAAGUAAUUGAAGUGUCUUAUUUCUGAUGAUUAAACUUGAAACGUCGCACUUUUUGCCUGUAACGCUUGUUAAAAAAAGAAAAAAAGCAGAUGCACUAAGAAAAAUCACUGUAUCAUUUGUAAUGUAAUGAUUAUGAACAAAAAAUAUACUGUUAUUGGGCGUUUAUCAUU
This is a messenger RNA of Cimex lectularius (bed bug), 3686 nucleotides long. It is a transcript of the gene Nhe2, whose product is annotated as Na(+)/H(+) exchanger protein 2. The transcript is spliced from 19 exons. Gene Ontology annotation, molecular function: sodium:proton antiporter activity. Lineage: Eukaryota; Metazoa; Arthropoda; Insecta; Hemiptera; Cimicidae. The coding region runs from base 50 to 2914 and encodes 954 amino acids. Gene Ontology annotation, cellular component: membrane. Gene Ontology annotation, biological process: proton transmembrane transport; sodium ion transport; regulation of pH. The record is from RefSeq and is a predicted model, not a curated record.